UUCUUUUCUUUAUACCUGGCUGGCUGCUACAUGUAUGCAGCAAGCAAGUUAUAAAAAUUUUCCAUGUAAAAAUUUGCAAUCGUUUGUGAAAAAUCCUCAUUUGCUUGGAUGUUUGUCGUAUGUUUAGUGUUAUUAGGAACUGCGGAACGCCAUUGCUAUAGUUUUGGCAAGCAAUGAACUAAUCAACAGCCAGAAUUUGCUUAAACAGAGUUAUAGAGCUUGUGAGGGUUAAAAGAAGAGGGUGUAGUAAAAAUGUUGGAACCGACGGGAAAUCCGACAGAGGUGCAAAAACAACAACAGCAAGAAAUGGACAAAAAUCUGGGUAACGAUGUUAUGUCAGCGGAUACAACCCGGACAACAACGAGCUCCAUCGAGGUGGACUCACAGCAGGUUCGGAACUUGCAUGCUGAACUAAAACGUACCCGGGACGAGUUCAACCAGCAGCGGGCCAAGAUGAAGGAACUCUAUCUGGCCAAAGAAGCGGAGUGCAAACGAUUCGCGCGGGACGCCGCCGUCAUCCGCAAGGAGCUGGACGAAGCCAAAUCGCAACUCACGGUGAUCGAGUACAACAAGGACAAAGACUUGGAGGAUCAGAACCGCCGGGCUCAGGAGGAAAUCCUCACGCUGCAGCAGCUGGUGCAGGAAACGGUCGAAGAGUCCACCUUUAGCCAUGCGGAAAUUCGCCGGUUGGCCGAGGAGAACGAAAAGUUACGGGUGGGACAACAGGAGCUGAAGGAAGCCCUCGUUGCCGCACAUCAGCAGGACACCCCUACGUUGGCACCGGUACUGAACCAGGCCAAAAAGAUUAUCCGCAAACUUGGGGCCGCAGACUCAAGCAGCCACGACAAUCUCGAGGAUUCCAUGCGGAAGGUAAACAAAUAUGCUCAGGAGGAUGCGGAAGUCCUUCGCUCCUUAGUGGUUCCUCUGGAGGAAGAAAUCAAAACGCUUAAGGAAAAGUUGCGUCAAGCUUACGAGGAGAUGGAGAAAAACCGUGGUACCGACAAUCGCAAGGCCCCGGAAUCGGCUCUCGUUGGCAUGCUUAAAGAGGCUGCCAAGAAAGAACCGGUCCCCGAACAGUCACCCGUCAAUAGUGUCUCCACCACAACCACAGAAGAACCUCCAAAGUCGGAACUGGACGGUCAGGCCCCGCUGCCAAACUGUAGAAAAUGUUCCGAAUUGGAAACAACCCUAGUCCAAAGUCAGCAACAGACGGCAACCGAAAAGCAACGCUCCCAGCAGAUGGAGAAAAGUAUCGAUCGAAUGAGAGAGGAGCUGGUCAAGGAGGGUGCGAUGCGAGCCGAUUUGGAGUCGCAGUGGCAGCAGAAGCGUGAAGAUCACAAGGCGGAAGUGCAGCGGCUGAACGAGCAGAGCAUCAAGGCGGAAGCGGAACUGGCCAAGCUGCGCAAAGGCUACGGGCAGCUGAAGCAGAGCGUCAACGACGAGCUGCAGAAGCUGACCGAGGAGCGCGAACAGGUCUACCGACACCUGGAGGUGCUCCAGAAGGACAACGAGUUCCUGUCCGGCCGGUACCUGGACAGCUCGGACAUGCUCAAGGAUCAGGAAAUCAACCUGCCGCAGAGUAUCGACGAACUGCACGAGCUGGUGCUGACGCUGCACGAAAACCUGAUCGUGGCAAAGUCGGGCUGUGAAUUUUCCGAACGGAAAAGUUUGAGCAUGCAGGACGAGGUCACGCUUUUGCGGGAUCAACAACACAGCCGGGAGCGUGAAUUCCGGCGAGCGGAGCGUGAAUAUUCCAAUAAGAUUAGUCAAUUGGAUGAGCAGCUGAGGCAACAGUAUCAACACUAUCAACGGUUAGCCGCCCACAAGGAGGACUUGGAGAAAGCUGAUGCGGAGUCUAAAAGGCAAAUUUCGGAGUUACGGAUGCAAACGAUAGAACUGCAGGCUACCAACGAGAAGCUGGACAAGCAGAACGUGGACCUGAAGAAUAAGAUGAGCGUACUGCAGGAGGACCUGGCCAAUAACGAGGCAGUUCAAAAGGAUUUCGUCAAGCUAUCGCAAUCGCUGCAGAUGCAGCUGGAAAAGAUCCGGUCGGCCGAUACUCAGGUGCGCUGGCAGGACGAAGAGGACAUCGAUCAGUGCCCGAACUGUCGAAAGGAGUUUACCGUCACGAGGAGGAAGCUGCACUGCCGUCACUGUGGCACUAUCUACUGUCAGCAGUGCCUGUGCAAAACGGUUCCAACGGGGCCCAAUCGCCGGACAGCUCGCGUUUGCGACGUGUGCCAUACCUUGCUGGUACAGGACACGGCACCCUACUUCAGCCGGGAACCACCGCAGUCGCCGUAGAUUUAGGUGGCCACCCACUUGUUUAUAGGUAGCGAAAAAUAACAGAAACAUUUAAAAUUUUCUCCGAUUGCAUACCCCUAUGGCUAUUAGUACUGUAUUGUAUUAUGUUUCGAUGGCUUCCGAUUUGAAGCGUUUCUGGCUGUAGGUCUGCAAAACAAUUCGUAAGAGGAAAAAAAACGUUAAAUUUCCUUCCACAAAAUCGGUGUAGUGUUGUGUAUGGUGAAAAAUCGGGAAUAAAAAGGAAAACUUUUGCAAAAAAAAUAAACACGUUCGAAUCAAGUCGUUAAAAAGCAUUGAAUCAUUUUUUCAGCUCCCAAUGUUGUAUAAAUAUAAUUAAAAAAAAGGCCGGAAGGAAAGCAAAAAAUACAUAUUCAAAAACAAUGUUAUUGAGCGGUUCGGUUAAAGAAUUCGGCGAAUUUAAUAUGUAAAGUAAUAAGAGCUGUUCGUUUUAUUCUUUAACAAAACAAAGUUUAGUGUAAAUUUUAGCUCCGCUUUAUCGCAAAAAUAUAUCUUACUAUAUAUAAAAACCGUUAA
Messenger RNA from Uranotaenia lowii, 2838 nucleotides. RefSeq names its product rab GTPase-binding effector protein 1 (gene Rbpn-5). Gene Ontology annotation, molecular function: metal ion binding; GTPase activator activity; growth factor activity. NCBI's taxonomy places the organism in Eukaryota, Metazoa, Arthropoda, Insecta, Diptera, Culicidae. The record is from RefSeq and is a predicted model, not a curated record. Gene Ontology annotation, cellular component: intracellular membrane-bounded organelle. Gene Ontology annotation, biological process: endocytosis. Bases 253 to 2304 code for a protein of 683 amino acids. The transcript is spliced from 6 exons.